This is a messenger RNA of Acomys russatus (golden spiny mouse), 2580 nucleotides long. RefSeq names its product vomeronasal type-2 receptor 116-like. Gene Ontology annotation, molecular function: G protein-coupled receptor activity. Gene Ontology annotation, biological process: G protein-coupled receptor signaling pathway. Gene Ontology annotation, cellular component: membrane. Bases 1 to 2580 code for a protein of 859 amino acids. The transcript has 6 exons. The record is from RefSeq and is a predicted model, not a curated record. NCBI's taxonomy places the organism in Eukaryota, Metazoa, Chordata, Mammalia, Rodentia, Muridae.
AUGGUCUGGAUCUUUAUCUUCGGGCUCUUGUAUAAUCCCAAUAAUGUGUUUUCAUUUAUUGAGAACCGCUGCUAUACAACAUUCAAGGAAUAUGUUCACCUUGAAGGAGAUGUGAUGAUUGGUGCAUUUCUCCCUCUUAAUCAUUUCCGCGAAGUCCAAACACUAAAUAGUGUCUUCGGUUCAUCCCGGAUUCAGGAUAUUCCUAUACAGUUUAAUUUUAAGACCUACAAGUUGUAUUUGGCCCUGAUUUUUACCAUUGAAAAGAUCAACAGAAACCCUUAUCUUCUUCCCAACAUAACUCUGGGCAUUGAUCUUUAUAAUGUUAUAUCUUUUCAAUUGGAUAUUUUUCGUGAAGCAAUUAUUUGGAUGACAAAGACAAUGAGGCCUACACCAAAUUACAACUGUGGAGGGAACAGAAAGUCCCUUGCUGUACUCACAGCAACAGCAUGGGCAACAUCUCUUCUCGUUCCAACACUGAUACAGCUCUACAAAAUACCUCAGCUCACAUAUGGGCAUUUUGAUUCUGCUUUGAAUGAUCAAGGUCAGUUUAAUUCUCUCUAUCAGAUGGGCGACAAGGACACAUCUCUGUCCCAUGCCAUAGUCACUUUGAUGCUUCAUUUUCACUGGUCCUGGAUUGGACUGAUCCUCCCAGAUGACCACAGAGGGAUUCAGAUUCUGUCAGAUUUGAGAGAAACUAUGGAGAGGAAUAGCAUCUGCAUAGCCUUUUGGAAAAUGAUCCCUGCGAACUUGAUUCCAGCUGCCACUAUAUCAUGGAAAGAUCUGGAGGAGAUUCAGAAAUCAUCACCAAAUGUGGUUGUCAUUUAUGGGGACAUGGUUUCUUCACAAAGUUUAAUGUUUCGCAUUGCAAAGCUCUUAGUGACAUGGAAGGUCUGGAUCUUGAACUUUCCAUGGGAUGUUGACAGUCGUUCAGAUUACUUCAUGUUAGGGUCAUUUCACGGGAGUCUCAUUUUUUCACACCACUAUGAAGAGAUGGUUGAGUUUACCAAUUUUAUUCGAACAGUUAAUCCUUACAAAUACCCAAAAGAUAUUUAUCUUCCUAAAAUUUGGUUUUUAUUCUUCAAAUGCUCAUUUUCUAAGUCUAAUUGUCAACUCUUGGAGAACUGCCAACCCAAUGCUUCUUUGGAGUUAUUACCCAGACACAUUUUUGACCCAGCCAUGAUUGAAGAGGCCUAUAGUAUAUACAAUGCAGUGUAUGCUUUGGCCUACAGUCUCCAUGAGAUGAAUCUUCAGCAAAUUCAGAUGCAACCAUAUGCUAAUGGACAAGAAAAAACAUUCUUUCCCUGGCAGCUCCUCCCUUUCCUAAAGAACACACUACUGAAUAUUCCGGUGAGAGGUCACACAGUAAUGGAUGGGAGAAGAAAGCUAGACUCAGAGUAUGAAAUUCUCAAUAUCUGGAAUUUUCCAAAGGGUCUGGGAUUAAAGGUGAAAGUUGGAACUAUUUCUCCAAAUGCUCCCCAAGGUCAACAGUUCUCUUUGUCUGAUCAGAUGAUACAAUGGCCAAUAAAAUUUACUCAGAUUCCUCAGUCUGUGUGCAGUGAGAGUUGUAAGCCUGGAUUCAGGAAAGCUGCCCAGGAAGGCAAGGCUGUCUGCUGCUUUGAUUGCACUCCCUGUUCAGACAAUGAGAUUUCCAAUGCGACAGAUAUGGAUCACUGUGUGAAGUGUCCAGAAACUCACUACGCAAACUCAGAGAAGAACCACUGCCUCCCGAAAUCUGUGACCUUUUUGGCCUAUGAAGAUCCCUUGGGCAUGGCUCUCACCAUCACAGCACUGUGCUUCUCUGCACUCACAGCUGGGGUCCUUUUAGUCUUUGUGAAACACAGAGACACACCCAUUGUCAAGGCCAAUAAUAGGACUCUCAGCUACACCCUGCUUUUGACCCUCAUCAUCUGUUUCCUCAGUUCCUUGCUCUUCAUUGGCCAACCCAACACAACCACAUGCAUCUUGCAGCAGACAGCAUUUGCAAUUUUGUUCACUGUGGCUCUCUCCACAGUGUUGGCUAAAGCUAUUACAGUGGUUCUUGCCUUCAAGGUCACUGUUCCAGCUAGAAUGGUGAGGUGGUUGAUGGUAUCAAGGGCCCCUAAUCUCAUCAUUCCCAUCUGCACACUCAUCCAACUUGUUCUCUGUGGGAUCUGGCUGCUUACAUCUCCACCCUUCACUGAUCAAGAUGCUCAUGCUGAACAUGGUCACAUCAUCCUUCUGUGCAACAAGGGUUCAGAAGUUGCCUUCCACUGUGUCCUGGGAUACCUCUGCUUUUUGGCACUUCUGAGCUAUGGCUUGGCCUACUUGUCUAGGAAUCUGCCAGACACAUUCAAUGAAGCCAAGUUCCUGUCAUUCAGCAUGCAGGUAUUCUUCUGUGUGUGGGUCACCUUCCUUCCUGUCUACCACAGCACAAAGGGGAAGCUCAUGGUGGCCAUGGAAGUCUUCUCUAUCAUGGCUUCCAGUACAGCACUCCUUGGCUUGAUCUUUGCCCCCAAGUGCUACAUCAUUUUGUUAAGACCAGAGAAGAACUCUGGUCUUGACAUCAGGCACAAAGUCCAUUCAAGAAGAAUAGUCAUUUAA